Messenger RNA from Ascoidea rubescens DSM 1968, 1474 nucleotides. RefSeq names its product EF-hand. NCBI's taxonomy places the organism in Eukaryota, Fungi, Ascomycota, Saccharomycetes, Ascoideales, Ascoideaceae. The record is from RefSeq and is a predicted model, not a curated record. Gene Ontology annotation, molecular function: calcium ion binding. The coding region runs from base 460 to 1401 and encodes 313 amino acids. The transcript has a single exon.
AACUUGAGCAACACAGGGUGCUUGGUCCCAUUGAAGAAAGUGUUGUUUUGCAUUUUCUAGGCCAGUUUGAGAGCAGGAAAUAAAGAGACCAAUUUGAGUUUGUUGAGUAAUGUUGUCCAUAUUUUUGAAGUGUCUUACCACUUUACCACACUUAACAACAUCCAACGCCAGAGAAUGGUUCGGUCUUUGACGACAAAACAGUCAAGUUAGAAAUAGCUGGACAACAAUAGCUGGACAGCAAUAGUUGUGAUUAGAAAUGUAUAGAACCGAUUUCUUGCUGGAUCUAUUAGAUCUAUUUUAGGGAGUCCAGGAUUAGGACUUGCAGCUGGGUCUACGGUUUAUAUCUGGAGUUGGCGUAGUCUCCUUUGCUCUUUUCCCUAUCACUAAAAGAGCUUCUUUCUGCCAAACCAGCUACUACACUCUCACCACCAACGCAACACUAUCAAAAGCAUUUCAAAGAUGAAUAGAAGAAGCACAUACAAUGGAGUUCCUCCACUGCAUGAUAUUUCCAACUCUGGAUAUCAACCCCAAUACCAAUACCAAUCACAACAACAACCUAUUUACUACCAAAACCAAUCAAAACCACAUAAUCAAUAUUUUCACUCUGCACCAGGGACCUCAGCUCAAACCUAUCAAGAACAACAAGCCUAUCAAAGCCAUCCCAAUAUCUAUGGUUUUCGAUCUGUUUCCCAAAGACCCUAUAGUCAACCAGCCCCUUCUGGUUCUACUUUUGUUCCUCAACUGUUUGAGAACUCUCGAGGUUUUCCUUUGUGGACACAGGAUGUGGUAACAGAAAUACCUGGGUUGAUGAAUUUGCCUCAACAACGAACUGGAGAAGUCGAAGAGAUCCAGUAUAAAUGCCAGGAGUUGUUUCGUCGAAUUGAUACUGACAAUUCAGGCGAAAUCUCUCAAAGAGAAUUGAGUGAAGCCAUUAAAAAUCCUGAUGGAACCAAAUUUGACAACUCAACAAUUCGAUUGAUGGUCAAAUUAUUUGAUAGGAAUAAAAACAAUACGUUGGAUUUCAGAGAAUUUUUUUUCUUGUAUAGAUAUUUUAAUUUCUGGGUUGAUUCGUUUAAAAGUAUGGAUACUGAUAAAUCUCUCACAAUUGAUUACGAAGAGUUUUUAAAUACUUUACAAAUUUUUCAAUAUAAUUUAUCUCCAAAUCUUUCAAAGUUUAUCUUUAAUAAGUUUUCAAGAGCUAACAUUCAAGAAAACUAUGGUCUUGAUUAUAUGAUUUCAUCAAAAACUCCAAAUGCUAUGAAAUUAGGUAAUUAUAUUGAAUGUUUAAUUUGGUUGACUAAAUUCACUGCUUUUUUUCAAAAAUUCGAUACAAAUAAUUCUGGAGUUGCCACGGUUAAUUUUGAAGAUUUCAUCAUUGAACAAAUAAACAUGUUAAUUUAAUUUAUUAUUACCCUUUAAUUUAUUAAUCUAUUUUUUUAGUUUUUUUUUCUUUCCUUUUUAGUUAUUUUUUUUC